UUAUAACGCCGGACGUCAACGGCUGCAGCAACAGCAAACACAGAGUAGAAGAAGAAGGACAUGUCUAGAGCGGGUCUCUGGAAGUCUCUCCACGGGUUUUCGUUCUGGACCUCCACCCUCUGCCUGUCUCUGUCCUGGACUCAUGUUCAAGGUGGCCUCCAUCUGAUUGGUUCCUCUCAGCCAAUCGUAGCUGCUCCUGGAGAUGACGUCAUCCUGCCGUGUCGGGUGGAUCCUGAGUGGAACGCCGUGGGGAAGACGGUGGAGUGGUCCCGACCGGACCUGAGGCCGUCCGGCCCUCAGAAGCGUGUGGAGUACGUGUUCGUGUACCGCUUCAGGAAGACGGACCGAGACAUGAUGAUGGACACGUACAUCCAGAGGACGUCUCUGUCCCAGGACGGCCUGAGGCGAGGAGACGUGUCUCUGACCAUCAGGAACGUCAGCCUGCAGGACCAGGGCAGGUUCCGAUGCUUCAUCCCUCGCCUCGGGAUAGAAGCAGAACUUCUGCUUGUUGUUGAUCCAAACUUUGUUUCAACAACGACGACAGAAACGGUUCCUGGCAGAAACUUCAUCAUUCCGACGCCACAGGAGGAAACCAGGAGCAACGGUCAUCGGUCCAGAAUGUUUCUUCUUUUCCCCAUUAUUCUCGUCAUCAUUUCGCUGAGUUUACUUUUCAUCUUAAUCAUCUUCAGCUUAACAAAAUGCUCCAAAAACACAAAAUUUCAUCAGAACCUCCUGAGAGCCUCGGCCUCUCAGUUUGGAUGCUUUGCUCCAGAGCAGAGCUGUGUUGAUGUGGACCAGAACUCCAUCCAGACUCUGAUUCCUGAU
Messenger RNA from Poecilia reticulata (guppy), 825 nucleotides. Its product is annotated as myelin-oligodendrocyte glycoprotein-like. Gene Ontology annotation, biological process: regulation of cytokine production; T cell receptor signaling pathway. Gene Ontology annotation, cellular component: external side of plasma membrane. NCBI's taxonomy places the organism in Eukaryota, Metazoa, Chordata, Actinopteri, Cyprinodontiformes, Poeciliidae. Gene Ontology annotation, molecular function: signaling receptor binding. The record is from RefSeq and is a predicted model, not a curated record.